AUGCUCUGCACCUCAUGUGGCUUUGAAAUGUCGACACAAGAUUCCAGCUCCUCGAGAGCCAAGGCAGCGGUGGCGGAUCGCCGUCGUGAGCAGAACCGUCGGGCACAGAAGCGAUUCAGACAGAAAAAUCGUGAGCAAAAAGCCACCCCAGAACAAGAUCAAUCACAUCCGCAAAACGGCGCUUCAGAUACCCUGGGCGACAUUAGCCAAAUAUCCUCAAGCGCAUUGACGCCACUCACACCACCCAGUACAAUCGAGGAGAUUCAAGGAGAUAAUAUGAUUGAUUAUGAUUUCCUCUUGAAUCCCAACGAUCGCUGCGAAACGAACAAAGGCACGGACGACUUCUGGACAACAACACUGAAACAGACCGCUCCCUUUUCUGCUAUUUCCCUCCUCCCCCCUCCGGAACUGAAAGACUGUCGAGAAGUUCACACAAGAAACCCGGGUGGUUCUGCCAAUAGCAACGAAACUGGCAGGGCAUCAGCAGGACCGACCGUGCUUCACCAAGCAGUGCAGACUGGAAACAGCAAAGUUGUAUGCCUUUUACUCGAGCACAACGCAGACUGCAACUCGAAGGACAACACUGGUCUCACUCCUCUGCUGUAUGCAGUAAUUGGAGGCCAUGAAGAAAUAGUAGAACUAUUGCUAUCCCAUGGGGCCGGUAUAGGACAUGUUGAUAAUGCUCACUGGUCUGCCCUUCACUGGGCUGUGUUCCAUAAUCGUCAUAGGAUAUUGGAGCGGCUUCUUAGCUGUUGCGGUGGAGAUGAUUCGUUGCUCAACAUACGGAAUAAGGACGGACAAACACCGCUAUCGGUCGCAGUUGGCGCGGGAAGUGAGGUGGCUGUGAAGCUGCUACUAGAGUUUGGGGCCACAGUCAAUGUAGGAUGA
This is a messenger RNA of Penicillium griseofulvum, 888 nucleotides long. Its product is annotated as F-box domain and ankyrin repeat protein. Lineage: Eukaryota; Fungi; Ascomycota; Eurotiomycetes; Eurotiales; Aspergillaceae. The record is from RefSeq and is a predicted model, not a curated record. The transcript has 3 exons. Bases 1 to 888 code for a protein of 295 amino acids. Gene Ontology annotation, biological process: regulation of DNA-templated transcription. Gene Ontology annotation, molecular function: DNA-binding transcription factor activity; protein binding.